CUGGGCUCCUUUUUCAAAGAGCUGAAGAGAAGUCGGACAAAUUUCUGCGGUCGUCUUCCUCUAAUCCCUGCCUAUCUGCAAAAAUACCUCAGUGGCUAACAUGAGAUUUAUGAAAAAAAAUCAUCAACUUCAGUCUUGUUUUCUUUAAAAUGGUUUGGAUUUGUUGGAAUGAGGAUUUUGUGUUUUGUUUUGUCACUGCCUGAGUGAAGAAACAGCUUUUUGCAUCUUAUUUUCUAAGUGAGUUUAAAAUCAUGUUUGCAAGUGACGGGAACUCAACUGAGGCCUUAAAUGGUUCCAUUGGAAACUCCUCUAUGGAGGAAACAGAGGAAGGGGAGCACCCUUUCCUGACGGAUGCUUGGCUCGUACCCCUCUUCUUCUCCCUCAUCAUGUUGGUGGGGCUGAUCGGGAACUCUCUGGUCAUUUAUGUAAUCUCCAAACACAGACAGAUGAGGACCGCCACUAACUUUUACAUUGCUAACUUGGCUGCGACUGACAUCAUUUUCCUGCUAUGCUGUGUGCCGUUCACUGCUACGUUAUACCCUCUGCCUGGCUGGAUAUUUGGAGACUUUAUGUGCAAAUCUGUUGCUUUUCUCCAACAGGUGACUGUACAGGCAACAUGCAUCACGCUCACGGCGAUGAGUGGAGACCGUUGUUAUGUGACUGUGUACCCCCUGAAAUCCCUUCACCAUCGGACCCCUCGUGUUGCAAUGAUUGUCAGCAUCUGUAUCUGGAUCGGUUCCUUCAUUCUUUCCAUACCAAUCUUCCUGUACCAGCGGCUUGAAGAUGGCUAUUGGUAUGGACCAAGAAAAUACUGCAUGGAGAGGUUCCCAUCAAAGACCCACGAGAAGGCUUUCAUCCUUUAUCAGUUCAUAGCAGUUUAUCUACUGCCUGUCCUUACCAUCUCCUUUUGUUAUUCCUUCAUGUUGAAGAGAGUCGGACAGGCCUCUGUAGAACCAGUGGAUAACAACCAUCAGGUCCACUUGCUCUCAGAGAGGACUAUCUCCAUUAGGAGCAAGAUUUCCAAAAUGGUAGUGGUCAUUGUUGUCCUUUUCACCAUCUGCUGGGGUCCCAUUCAGAUCUUUGUCCUCUUCCAGUCCUUCUAUCCCAACUUCAAGGCCAACUAUGCGACAUACAAGAUCAAAACAUGGGCUAACUGCAUGUCCUAUGCCAACUCCUCUAUUAACCCCAUUGUCUAUGGUUUUAUUGGAGCCAGCUUCCGCAAGUCUUUCAGGAAGACCUUCCCCUUCCUCUUCAGACACAAAGUGAGAGACAGUAGUGUCACCUCCCGCACAGCCAAUGCAGAAAUCAAGUUUGUUGCGACUGAGGAGAGCAACACUGAGAGAAAAUGAAUGCAGAUGGCAUAAAAUGUCUGCAAAGUUUUCUAUGCACAUCAACUUAUGCCAGCUGCCUCAUCUUUGAAGCCCAGGCUUCCUAUGUGUUGACGAGAUUACAGGGUUAAUAUUCUGAGGGAAUAAAAAUUGAGGGAAAGGCAGUUCUCAUCUGCUGAAUACAAACGUUCUCAUGAAUUAUUAUUGUUCUAAUUAAAAAUCAUGAGUCCAUCAUCUUCAGCACCACAGGUCCAAUGAGAGCCCAUAGAGUCAAGAAUCAUGGAUGGAAAAAUAAUUUUACUGGCCAUAAAUUGAACUGAGAGUAAUUUAGAUUAGAGCAUUGGGAACCAAGCAGAUUUUCUGCCAGCAUCGAUGUGUAGGAGCUUGCCUGAGAGGAUGUUGACUAAAUCAGUCAUAGCGAUUGUUGACUCAUCCAUUGUGUUUGACACAUUUGUGGCACCUCCCUGUGCACACUUCCUCAUGAACUGACCACUUCAAGCUUUUCUACAAGGGUUGUUUUUACAUCUUCUGAACAUUGCACCACAUGGCUCGACCUGAAGAGGUGUACUAAGAAAAUAUAGAUUUCUCUAUACAGUUUGCAGCACAGAAUAAUAUUAUAUGCUGCACCUGCACCUGAUUUUUACAGGACAGUCAAUGAGGAUUAGCAGAAAUGUGUGGACGGUGAUAAAUAUGAAGGGGAACAUUUCAUUAAUGUUACAAUAUUUGGUAGAUAUGUGAGCGCAUUAAAGGUUUAGGAUGAUAUCUCUCCCAAGCAUUAUAACAUAUUCAGUGUGCUGAAUAUUCAAUGAACAGCAUCCUCCUACAGGAUUUCUAUAAAUGUGCCCAUCAUUUUGAUUUAUUAAUUGGUGUAAUAAUGGCAAUAAAACACUUUUAAAGAGUAGAUUUAUUUAUCAUGUUAAGUGAGAAGGAAUCCGAUGUGGAAUUAUCUCAGAUUUUGUUUGCUAUAGCAUACGCAGCCAUGAAGCUUGCUUAAUUACUUUUGUCUUAUGCGGAAAUAGAUGUCUUACUAUUAGAAUUUGUGAAUGUUUUGACAAGUACAGCUAAGUAGCUAAAAGCUUUUCUUCAAGUGCUGUCUAUUUAACCUUGGCAUUAAUAAAUUAUUCAGCAUCCCUUAAGCAUGGUCUUGUUAGCUCAGUUAAUGCCUUAAUUAAUUCAUUUUUUUUGCAUUUGAAUCCGACUGUGAUAAAACAACUUUUCCUUUUUCAUUUUCUUCCUGUUCUAUCUUUCUUCCAUUUCAACUGCUAUAUAUUCAUUUAUCUGUUAAUUUAUGUAUUUAUUCAUUACUGGUGUUGUAGUUUAAUCAUAGCAUAAAUAGAAUACUCAUGGGAAGAGGCCAUAUUUUUUUCUGUUAUUGCUGAAUGUAGAAUUUGCUUCCCAUUGAAGAAUCUUCCAUUUCAGUGGAUAUUGCAUUUCGCAAUGUCUAUGUCAACAAAUGUUUCUUCAAAUGGUUCAUCAUUAAGAUAUAUGGAUUUGCAGAAAUAAAUUUGCCAGA
Messenger RNA from Xyrauchen texanus (razorback sucker), 2841 nucleotides. Its product is annotated as G-protein coupled receptor 54. Gene Ontology annotation, molecular function: G protein-coupled peptide receptor activity. Gene Ontology annotation, biological process: neuropeptide signaling pathway. The transcript has 5 exons. Lineage: Eukaryota; Metazoa; Chordata; Actinopteri; Cypriniformes; Catostomidae. The coding region runs from base 252 to 1349 and encodes 365 amino acids. The record is from RefSeq and is a predicted model, not a curated record. Gene Ontology annotation, cellular component: membrane.